Molecule: messenger RNA, 2955 nt
Organism: Naegleria fowleri
Lineage: Eukaryota; Heterolobosea; Eutetramitea; Acrasida; Naegleriidae
Exons: 5
Coding region: 1-2955 (984 amino acids)
Source: RefSeq, a predicted model, not a curated record
AUGGCUGGAAACAAGAAGAAGGAACAUCUCAUGGAAGAUGAGGACAGCGGUGAUGCGGAAGAUCAAAUUGAAGACGAGGAAGAAAUGGAAGAGAAAGAUCACGAUGAAGCUGACAAAAUGAUACUGCAAGAUGAUGAUGAUGAAUCCUCAUCGGAGAAUCAAGAUGAUUCCGAAGCUUCCAGUCAUAUGAAUGAAAACACUCGACCUAAAAAGAAGAAGAAAACUUAUCACUCGUGUGUAGUGCUGCGUGAUUUUAAAGGAGAUUUGGAAAAGGCUGGUUCUUUUGGUAACAUCUCUGACAUGGGUGUUUCGUUGAUAUUAUUAUUUGCAGAGAAGGAUACCACUUUUAAUUUGGCACUCACUUGCAAAUGGAUAUAUUCUGUCUAUUUGGAAUUGAGAUCUUAUAGUUUAGAUUUCAUUCGUUUGGAAUAUCUCAAUAGCAGAUGUACUCAGUACAAAUACUUGUCAAGUUUAUUUAAACCAUUGAUAUCCCCAUCAAUGACUUAUAAUGAACUGAAGAAAGAAAUUGUUGGAAAUGGGAGAGAAAUAGUUAAAGGGAUGGAAAAUGUAAUUGCCUUUGAACCAGUAGAUAUUAUGCGUGAUGAUCCGUCAUUAAUUUUGCCCAACAAAUUUUCACAAAGAAGAAACGUUCUAAUCAAUCUCUUUCAAGAUUUUUCACAAGAAGAUAUCGAGGAAGGAACAGUCAUUCGCAAAGACAGCCCUUUCCAUAAGAUGAAUUUGUUGAGAUGGAAGAAUUUCGGUGUCAAAAAUAUGAAUGAAUUUAAAGUUAAGGUGGAAGAGAAUUGCAGUGAUAUGAUUCGGAUUUUACUUGAUUGUUUGUGGAGACAUAACGCUUCCAAUAAGGAACAAUUCAUUGUUGCUGGAGACAUUUUCUGCAUUCAGAAUGGUGAAACACCAGAAAAGUGUCACUUUUCAUUGAGGAGAAUUUUAUUUGAAUUUGAAAAGUUGGCAAAGAACGAAGGCCAUGAAUACGCUGUUGUGAAGAAUAACGGUUGUUUGAACAUUCAUGGAAAAGAAUCAUCCAAUAUUGCACAAUUCAUUUUGAGACGUGUUGAUACAAUCGAGGAAUUGAUGACAUUCUUUGACAUUGAUUGUUGUCGCUUCUGCUAUGACGGUACUAAUGUGUACACAGUGAGAGAAGGUAUUAACAGUAUUUCCACAUUGCAUAACUUUGUUUCCUUUGAACACAAAGGAAAAGGGAUGUAUACCAGUCGGGCCUACAAAUAUGGCAAACGCGGUUACACAACUUGGUUCACCAACACCCAUCCUCUUGAUCAUUUCCAUGAUUGCUCAAAAAAGGUUGAGAGUAUACAAGAAAAAAUUGAGUCUGGUAUAAUUGACGAAAGUGAAUGUUUAUAUGGAGAAGGAACUGACAGAGAUGAUUUAGAAGGACUUUACUCCAUUUUCAACAACAUAAGUUUGUCGUAUAGACAUAUUGUGACUAUUAGAAGGAUUGGCGUCAAGAACUUCUUGGCAAUUGGAUGGGAGAGCUACUACUCUGGAAUGUGGUUGGAUGUUGAUUUUGAUGAUUAUGACUUAGAAAAAAUUGAAUAUCCAGAAACUGAAGAGUUUGAUGGCUUUGUAAGAAGAGUGACUAGUGAAGAUAUACACUACUUUUGUUUGAGUGUUAGAGAAUUAUAUAUGAACGAUGCUAGUAUUUUCUUUACAGAUUACUAUUUUGAUUCACAUUUGAGAGGAAAAUAUAAUUUUUGGAAAUGUUAUUGUUGUGGUUUUUAUCGACAUUCGAGCGACUUGGAUCUUGAUGAUGAUAAUUCCAAGUUUAAUAUGUGCAGCACAUGUAGAAGCUUUAAUUCCAACAUGAAAAAGUUGAAGAGAGAUUUAACUGGCAAAGUUGCAAUAGUGACAGGAGGGCGCAUUAAAAUCGGUUUCAUGGUUACGAAAACUCUUUUGGAAAAUGGGGCCACAGUCAUUGUCACUACUCGAUUUGUCCACGAUGCUCACAAGAAAUUUUCAGAAUAUUCUGACUAUGAAGAAUGGAAAUCAAGAUUAUUCAUCUACCCUUUGAACCUCAAAGAUGGCGCGUCUAUCAUGUCAUUCUGUGCUUAUAUUAGAAACAAUUUUAAGCAUGUGGAUUAUUUAAUUAACAAUGCUGCUCAAACUGUUAGAAGACCCCUCAAAUAUUAUGAAAACUUGCUUUCAAAAGAAAAGGAGUACUUGGAUGAAAAGUAUUUGGGUGAUAUCAAAGUUGACAACAAGGAAGACUCUGCGACAUCAUUUAAUCAUGGAAGUGAAUCUUCUCAACUGGUCUUGAGAAAUGACAAUUCUAAAGUCGUAGUGUACAAGGACGAAAGAACCCUCAGGCAACAUUGUUUAGAUGUGACUGAAAAGUACAAUCUUACUAAGGAGGAUUUCGAUUCAAAUUUAGACAAAAUGUUUCCACCUGGAGAAACUGACGAGUUUGGAGAGCAGCAGGAUAAUAGAACUCACCACUCAUGGACAUACAAGUUACCAGACGUAGACACUGUCGAAUUGUUAGAGACUCAAAUGAUCAAUAAUAUUGCUCCAACAAUUCUUGUGGCUCAAUUAAUGGAAAUUAUGCAACCAAAUGUUGACGAGAGUCAUUGUACCUAUGAUAUGGAUGAUUUAUUGACCGGCAAACAUUUGUCAUAUAUUGUAAACGUGGUCUCUCAUGAGGGUAUCUUUAACGUGGAAGGUAAAACCGAUUCUCACAUCCAUACAAACAUGUCGAAAGCAGCAUUGAACAUGCUCACACGAAGUGCUGCUUCCUAUUAUGCCAAGAAGGGCAUAUUGAUGAAUUCAGCUGACACCGGAUGGAUAUCAUCGGCUAUUGAGACCUUUAUGGAACCUCCAUUGAACAUCAGUGACGGUGCUUAUCGAAUCCUGCAUCCGAUUCUUACUGCCUCUCUGGAUUAUGGAAAGUUGUACAAGAAUUACCAUGAAAUUAAAUGGUAA